AUGUCUUUCUUCAGACGAGAACCACCAACAGGUAUAAAAGUUGUCAUCGUUGGGACUGGGUUUGCUGGGCUUUCUGCUGCAUUAGGUUAGUCAAAGUCUCGUCCCCUUGUGGAGAAGAACGUUGCUCUUUCCAUCCCUUGAUCUCGCCAGAACUAUUUCCAGAGCUUCAUUUCGAAAUCGCGAACUGACUCUCCACCAGAAUGUUACCGCAAAGGCCACUCAGUCCAAGUCCUUGAAUCCUUCACCGAAAGGAAAGUUCUCGGGGACGUGAUAUCCUUCGGACCCAAUGCCUCACACAUAUUUUCAGCCUGGCCAGACUUCACCUCCCGACUUUCGAAGUUCUGCCAUUCCACAAACGAGAUCAUCAUAAAAAACUACCUUGGCGAAACGCUCCUUAACCAAUCCUGGGCCGAAGAGGAGAAGACCUAUGGUAUAAACUAUAACGGCCACCGAGGAGAAAUCCAUAGCGCGCUUUUCGACUAUGCGAAGGAAGUUGGAAUUGACAUUCGAUUGGGUCACAAGGUGACGGAUUAUUUUGAGAAUGAUGACGAGGCGGGAGUAGUCGUGAAUGGGGAGAAGUUUGUGGGUGAUGUUGUGCUUGCAGCGGAUGGAGUGAGAAGCACGGGAAGGACGAUUGUGUUAGGAUACGAAGAUAAACCUAAAAGUUCUGGAUAUGCGGUUUAUAGAGCUUGGUUCGAGGCUGCCAAGUUAAGGGAGGAUCCUGAGUUGAGUUUCAUUUUUGAGAACCCAGAUGAGCUUGUUACAUGGAUUGGUAAGUUCGCUAAAGAGCCGUAUGGUGGAGCAAUGGGAAAAACAAGGACUAAUUGGAGCAGGCCAAGAUAUCCAUUUUAUUGCCGCAACUCCGAAAAAUGGCAUAGAUUUUAGCUGGGUCUGCACUCAUAAGGUAAGUGGUAUCCACUUUCGACGAUGUUUACCGUCGCUCUACUAACCUGUAUAUAGGACGACGCCGAUAUCAAGGAGAGUUGGCAGACUCAUGCACCACUGGCAGAUGCCAAAAAGAACCUAGAAGGAUGGGAUCCAAUCGUCCAUAAGAUCAUGGACGCAACACCCGAUCCAGUGAUUGAUUGGAAGUUGGUAUAUAGAGAUCCGCUGCCCAAUUGGGUAUCACCAAAACGAAGGAUAGCAUUGAUAGGAGAUGCCGCUCACCCCUUCCUGCCAACAUCCAUUCAAGGCGCUACGCAAGCUCUCGAAGAUGGCACCACUCUGGGAGUCUGUUUGGCCAAUUGCGUUACCAGUUCCGGAAAGAAUGUUCAAGAAGCGCUUUUGGCAUUCGAAGCCCUCCGUUAUGAUCGGGUUCUGAAAGCCCAGAAGACUGGGGAAAAAACAAGAGAUAGAUGGCAUAAAGCCAAUUGGGAAGAGGUAAAGAAGAACCCCAAGAGCGUGAGUUUGCAGAGAGAAGAAUGGUUGUUGAAUUUUAACGCGGAAGAAUAUGCGAAAAAGAACUACCAUGCUACCGUUCAGGAGUUAAGAAAGAAGACUGCCAAUGGUGUCACUGGUGUUAAUGGCGGUAAGCUUGAACAGAGUGGUGCUAUUUCUGUCUGUGGUUGA
Molecule: messenger RNA, 1569 nt
Organism: Hymenoscyphus albidus
Lineage: Eukaryota; Fungi; Ascomycota; Leotiomycetes; Helotiales; Helotiaceae
Source: the annotation of a GenBank genome assembly